This is a messenger RNA of Danaus plexippus (monarch butterfly), 626 nucleotides long. RefSeq lists its product as uncharacterized. Lineage: Eukaryota; Metazoa; Arthropoda; Insecta; Lepidoptera; Nymphalidae. The coding region runs from base 56 to 496 and encodes 146 amino acids. The transcript has 3 exons. The record is from RefSeq and is a predicted model, not a curated record.
AUAGUAAAGGUUUUUUUAUGCCUUUUUAUUUUACUGUUGCAUAAAAUUUACAACAAUGUAUUUGCAAGUCGUAUACAUCCUAGUCGCAUUUAUUCAGUUAAAAUAUUGUGAAACAGUUACACCUGAUAAGACUGUAAUAUAUAAAGCAACCGAGGGCUUCCAGAUAGCUUCUCAGGUAUUUGAUCUGUACUUGAGAAUGUUUGAACAUUGUUACUCCACCUCUAUGCCAAAUCAAAGAUUCCUAGUCGACAAUCUACACAGUUACAUAAACGCCUAUUCAAAAACUACAGUGGGGUACGCACCCGUAUUCACAGAUAAUCGUAAGUUCUUUGCAAACAUGAUCAACACAGCUGAUUUCAAGAGAACCCUUCAAAGAGAUAUCGCAGUACUUCAACAUAAUAUAGUGCAGAAAAUGAAGUUUUGCGAUGACUCCAUCAUGACUGAGAGUGCCUUAAAAUCAUUAUACGACCGUGAAGUUGAUCAAACCAAGCAGUAGAAAUAUGUUUUAUAAAAAUAUAUGUAUAUAAAAAAUAUACCUAGUCAAAUUUUUAAGUACCGAGUUGAAAAUUGUUUCAUGAAUUUGUUUGAAAUUCUUGUCAGACACAAUAAUAUACUAUAUAUUAAAA